AUGGUGGAUACGCCAAAAGAGGAUGGCGAUGAAGGCUGUAAGAAUCCAAUAAAGGACAAUAACACUGAUAAACCACCAAAACAACGGCAUCAGCGGCGCCGUUCAAAAUCACGCCGCGACAAAGAAAGCAAUACCGGCAAUAGAGACGACAACACUCCAGAGAAUACGGAAGACCCAGACGCCCCCGUCGAACCAACAUCCGAGAAGGACGAUAGGAAGGAGGGGCAGGGUAACCCUGACGAGCCAGUCGGGAACAAGGACUCGGAGGACAGCAAUUAUAUGCCACCGUCCGAAGACGAAAUAAGCCUCGGCGACGAUGACUUCAUCGUGCCAGAGGAACCCCUCGAGCAAGAACGCUUUAAGCAACAGCUCAUCGCAACCACGAGGAUCCUGAAAAGGAAGCAGCAAAGGCUUCAAGCCGAAUAG
Messenger RNA from Aegilops tauschii subsp. strangulata, 426 nucleotides. Lineage: Eukaryota; Viridiplantae; Streptophyta; Magnoliopsida; Poales; Poaceae. The record is from RefSeq and is a predicted model, not a curated record.